Molecule: messenger RNA, 699 nt
Organism: Thermochaetoides thermophila DSM 1495
Lineage: Eukaryota; Fungi; Ascomycota; Sordariomycetes; Sordariales; Chaetomiaceae
Product: putative GTP-binding protein
Exons: 3
Coding region: 1-699 (232 amino acids)
Biological process (GO): small GTPase-mediated signal transduction
Cellular component (GO): plasma membrane
Molecular function (GO): GTPase activity; GTP binding; GDP binding
Source: RefSeq, a predicted model, not a curated record
AUGUCAGCGCCGGGCCAGUGCGCCAACAGAAGAGCUUCCUGGGCAAAGCCUCAGGUGGGGCGGCUGGAACCGGCCGGUCGACCCUUGCCAACAGCCGAUGCCAAGAUUGACAGAAGGGCUUCCAGAAGUGGUCUGGCCCACCCCGCAUCGUCGCCUCUCCUGCGUGUGCCUUCCAACCGCAAACCAACAGGCAAAUCGUCGCUCGCGGUCCGCUACGUCGACGGCCACUUUGUCGAGAGUUACUACCCGACCAUCGAGAGUACAUUUUCCAAGGAGAUCAAGUACAAGGGCCAAGAGUAUGCAACUGAAAUUGUCGACACAGCCGGCCAGGAUGAGUACAGUAUCCUCAAUUCGAAGCAAGUGAUCGGCACCCACGGCUACAUGCUGGUGUACAGUGUGUCGUCGCUGCAGUCCUUUGAGAUGGUGCAGGUCAUUCGCGACAAGAUCCUCAACCAUCUGGGCACCGACAGCGUCCCGAUCGUCAUCGUCGGCAACAAGAGCGACCUGCGCCCUGAGCAGCGCCAGGUCACCCCCGAGCAGGGCAAGGCACUGGCCGACAAGUACAAGUGCGCCUGGACCGAGGCCAGUGCUCGCUAUAAUGAGAAUGUGGCUAAAGCCUUCGAGAUGCUCAUCGGCGAGAUCGAAAAGUCACAGAACCCGACCGCGAAUAGUGAGGGCAGCAAGUGUAUCGUCAUGUGA